AUGGCUACAAUGUUCUGGGCUCUGACUUUACUAAGUCUCAGCUGCUUGCUAGGAUUCAAUGCCCAAGCACCAGCUACAGCCCCAAAGGCAAAACCACUGGUCAUAACAAAACCACCUACCGUGGUGGCACCAAAACCACCUACCGUGAUAACGCCUGCAAAUGUGGCACCCAAAAUUGCUCCAGUGAUAACGCCAGUUCCAAAGGUUGCGCCCAAAACUGCCCCAGUGAUAACACCAGUUCCAAAGGUUGCACCAGCUUCAACUCCAAAAGUCACACUGCCCCAACCACCAAAAAGUUCACCUAUCUCAACUCCAACAUUGCCACCAACAUUACCACCACCACCAAUUGCUUCACCACCAUUACCACCGCCACCAGUUGCUUCACCAUUACCACCACCGAAGAUAUCGCCAACACCAAUUCCAACACCGCCGGCUCCUGCACCAGUAAAGGCAACACCGGUGCCAGCACCUGCACCUGUUACUUUGCCACCAAUAGUGGCACCAACACCUGCAAUAGUCCCACCUGUACCAGCACCUGAGUCCCCCAAGCACAAGAGAAGAAGACACAAACACAAACAUAGGAGACAUCAUGCACCAGCUCCAGCACCAACAGUUGUUCACAAAAGUCCCCCUGCACCACCAACUGAUACUACAGAUGUCGACACGCCGGCACCAGCACCUAGUCUUAAUUUGAAUGGUGCACCAUCAAACCAUCACCAAGGGGGAAAUAUAUGGGCAAUAACUGUAUUUACUAUUACUAUUUUUCUAGCGGUAACUGGCUACAGCUGCUAGGAGCCUCAUAGUGACCAUGGAUUCACUCUAAACAGUUAUUUGGUUUGCAAAAUGUAAAAUCAUUCAGGUGUACAGAUCUGAAUAUUGAGUGCCAAUACUUACAAUUUUUUCUUUAUA
Molecule: messenger RNA, 909 nt
Organism: Trifolium pratense (red clover)
Lineage: Eukaryota; Viridiplantae; Streptophyta; Magnoliopsida; Fabales; Fabaceae
Product: lysine-rich arabinogalactan protein 19
Exons: 2
Coding region: 1-792 (263 amino acids)
Cellular component (GO): plasma membrane
Source: RefSeq, a predicted model, not a curated record